AUGGUCCAGGACGCCGAAUGGGCCGCCGAGCCCUGCAGCGAGCGGUGGUCGCCGAACCGGCGGCCCUGCCCCUUCUACCAGUGCGGCCGCGACUGCGAGCGGACCUGGGCUUCCGAGGCCGGCGACCUCUACGUCGUGUGCCGCGCGGCCAUGCUCGCGUAUUUGACGGGCGUCGUGCUCUACCUCACCUAUCUCCUCCACGGGAGCCGGCGGGAGCGGCGCCGCGAGGGCCGGCGCAAGGAAUCGUGGAACGCGCUCGAACACCUGACCGCGUGCUUCCUGAUGGCGACGGUCGUCCAACUGGUCGCGUGGUACGACGUCGACGGCUUCGGUGGCCACACAAAAGGCGUGCUCAACGACUUCCUGCCGAACGUCAUACGACUCUUCUUCGAGCUGGGCCUCUUCCGCGCGUGCGAGACCUAUCGAGUCGCCCUCGACGGCAUGCUCCACCGGCAGAAGGCCGGCGGCGACACCUGGCGGUCGUCGGUCUACAAGCGCCUGUCGACGAACGCGUCCCAGAUGCUCAAGGGCUUCGGCCGCGGCGCGUCGCGCGACACCGACGCGAUGCUCCGGCGCGAGCCGGCGACGACGUUUCGCGUCGUCGUCGCGUCGCUCGCGGCGGCGGCCUGGGGCCUCGGCUUCGCCGUCUACAACCAGCGGAACCCGAAUCUGAGGGACGCGCGCGGCGCCUGCUGGGGCCUCGCGAAGAACACGGCGUACCACGUCGGGUCCUGCGUGUUGGAAGUAUCGUUCCUCGGGGAGACGCUCGCGUACUCGUACCGCGUGCGCGCGCGGCUCCGCGGCGCCGUGGACCUGAGCGGCGGCCCGUCGGCGCGGACGACGUCGGCCAUCGCGCUCAUCGGCUACCGCAUCUGCUUCAUGCAGUUCGCGCUCGCGUCGAACGUGGCGUGGGGCGCGAACGUCGUCCACCGAAACCUGAUCGACGGGAAGGUGCGGUCCGCGUUGUGCUUCCAGCCGCCCUGCACGACGGCGGCGGCGCUCCAGUGGCUGAGCGGCUACUUCGUCUUCGGCGCGCUGUCGGGCCUCGCGUGCCUCGCGCUGCGGCGGCCGCCGGAGAUCGCGCGGCACAUCGCCCGGGGCCUGAAGGAGAUCCCGAGCCUCGUCCACGACAUCUCGGACAAGGCCUGCGCGCGCGGCGUCGACGACGACUCGCAGGACUACAUCCGCGAGAAGGCGUCGUCGGCGUCCUCCGGGGGGCCGCGAAGCCCGCCGCGCCUCAUGGCGGAGCCCAUCCCCGAGGAGGGCGACGACGGCGACGGCGACGGCGAGCUCGACGACGACGGCGACGGCGACGUCGAGCUCGCGGACCUCCCCACGGACGGCGGCGUCGCGGGCGCGUAG
Aureococcus anophagefferens is the source of this 1362-nucleotide messenger RNA. RefSeq lists its product as hypothetical. The transcript has a single exon. The coding region runs from base 1 to 1362 and encodes 453 amino acids. The record is from RefSeq and is a predicted model, not a curated record. Lineage: Eukaryota; Pelagophyceae; Pelagomonadales; Pelagomonadaceae.